Messenger RNA from Orycteropus afer afer, 10878 nucleotides. It is a transcript of the gene CSMD3, whose product is annotated as CUB and Sushi multiple domains 3. Gene Ontology annotation, biological process: regulation of dendrite development. The record is from RefSeq and is a predicted model, not a curated record. Lineage: Eukaryota; Metazoa; Chordata; Mammalia; Tubulidentata; Orycteropodidae.
AUGUGUGGCUUAGAAAAACAAAAGACUAAAAACCAAUGUCUCAGAUUGUUCUUGUUUCAUAUACUAUGUAUAAUAUUAAUAUAUCUUUAUUUGUCUUUUGUUGCAGGAUUUAUUUAUACAUGUGGUGGAACUUUAAAAGGACUUAAUGGCACUAUAGAAAGCCCUGGUUUUCCAUAUGGAUAUCCAAAUGGUGCAAACUGUACGUGGGUAAUAAUAGCAGAAGAACGAAAUAGAAUACAAAUCGUUUUUCAAUCAUUUGCUCUAGAAGAAGAAUAUGACUACUUAUCCUUAUAUGAUGGACAUCCUCAUCCUACAAACUUUAGGACAAGGUUAACAGGAUUCCAUCUGCCACCACCCGUGACAAGUACCAAAUCUGUGUUCUCACUACGUUUGACCAGUGAUUUCGCAGUUAGUGCUCAUGGGUUUAAAGUAUAUUAUGAAGAAUUGCAGAGUAGCUCUUGUGGAAACCCAGGAGUUCCACCCAAAGGUGUAUUAUAUGGUACAAGGUUCGACGUGGGAGACAAGAUUCGCUACAGCUGUGUAACUGGAUAUAUCCUCGAUGGCCACCCUCAACUGACCUGCAUAGCCAAUUCAAUUAAUACAGCCUCUUGGGAUUUUCCUGUUCCCAUCUGUAGAGCUGAGGAUGCAUGUGGAGGAACAAUGAGAGGAUCCAGCGGCAUAAUUUCAAGCCCUAGCUUUCCAAAUGAGUAUCAUAACAAUGCUGAUUGCACUUGGACCAUUGUAGCAGAGCCUGGGGACACCAUUUCACUCAUAUUUACUGAUUUCCAAAUGGAAGAAAAAUAUGAUUACUUAGAAAUAGAAGGUUCUGAGCCCCCUACAAUAUGGUUAUCUGGAAUGAAUAUACCACCUCCAAUUAUCAGCAGCAAAAACUGGCUCCGACUGCAUUUUGUUACAGACAGCAAUCACCGAUACCGUGGAUUUAGUGCUCCAUAUCAAGGUUCUUCUCCAUUGACCCACACUACCUCCACUGGUGAGUUAGAGGAACAUAACAGGACUACUACUGGUGCUCUUGCUGUUGCUAGCACAUCUGCAGAUGUUACUGUAUCCAGUGUUACAGCUGUCACCAUCCAUAGACUUUCCGAGGAACAGCGAGUGCAAGUUACGAAUCUCAGAAAUUCAGGUCUGGACCCCAACACGUCCAAGGACGGGCUUUCACCUCAUCAAGCAGAUACACAAAGUACAAGCAGAAGACCAAGAAAUGCUGAACAGAUAGAAAGAACUAAAGAGCUUGCAGUUGUUACUCAUAGAGUGAAAAAGGCCAUAGAUUUUAAAUCUAGAGGAUUUAAAUUGUUUCCAGGGAAAGACAACAGCAACAAAUUUUCUAUCUUAAAUGAGGGAGGUAUUAAAACGGCUUCCAAUUUAUGCCCAGAUCCAGGAGAACCAGAAAAUGGGAAGAGAAUUGGAUCAGACUUUAGCCUUGGAUCUACUGUGCAAUUUUCUUGUGAUGAAGAUUAUGUCCUACAAGGUGCAAAGAGCAUCACUUGUCAAAGAAUAGCUGAAGUCUUUGCUGCUUGGAGUGACCACAGGCCUGUAUGUAAAGUGAAGACUUGUGGCUCUAAUCUUCAAGGACCAAGUGGUACCUUUACGUCUCCCAAUUUCCCAUUCCAGUAUGACAGCAAUGCACAAUGCGUCUGGGUCAUCACAGCAGUGAAUACAAAUAAGGUUAUCCAAAUAAAUUUUGAAGAAUUUGAUCUAGAGAUUGGCUAUGAUACCUUGACAAUUGGUGAUGGAGGUGAAGUUGGGGACCCUAGAACAGUGCUCCAAGUGUUGACUGGAAGCUUUGUGCCAGACUUGAUAGUGAGCAUGAGUAGCCAAAUGUGGCUGCACCUUCAAACAGAUGAAAGUGUUGGAUCUGUUGGCUUCAAAGUUAACUACAAAGAAAUUGAGAAAGAAAGCUGUGGAGAUCCUGGUACACCCUUAUAUGGAAUUAGAGAAGGAGAUGGAUUUUCUAAUCGUGAUGUUUUAAGAUUUGAGUGCCAGUUUGGGUUUGAAUUAAUUGGAGAGAAAUCCAUUGUUUGUCAAGAGAAUAACCAGUGGUCUGCAAACAUACCCAUCUGCAUCUUUCCUUGCCUCUCUAACUUUACUGCACCGAUGGGAACAGUUCUUUCUCCCGAUUACCCAGAAGGGUAUGGAAAUAAUUUAAAUUGCAUCUGGACAAUCAUCUCCGAUCCCGGGAGCCGCAUCCACCUCUCCUUUAACGACUUUGAUCUGGAAUCCCAGUUUGACUUCCUUGCUGUUAAAGAUGGGGAUUCGCCAGACUCCCCAAUUCUCGGAACCUUUACUGGGGCUGAGGUGCCUUCCCAUCUUACUAGCAAUAGUCAUAUAUUGCGACUGGAAUUUCAAGCUGACCAUUCAAUGUCAGGACGUGGCUUUAAUAUCACUUAUAACACAUUUGGACAUAAUGAGUGUCCGGAUCCUGGAAUACCAAUCAAUGCACGACGGUUUGGGGACAACUUUCAGUUAGGAAGUUCAAUUUCAGUUAUUUGUGAAGAAGGAUUUAUUAAAACCCAGGGAACAGAAACAAUCACAUGUAUUCUUAUGGAUGGAAAAGUGAUGUGGAGUGGACCAAUUCCGAGAUGUGGAGCUCCAUGUGGUGGCCAUUUUUCAGCUCCAAGUGGAGUGAUUCUCUCACCAGGAUGGCCAGGGUACUAUAAAGACUCCUUGAAUUGUGAGUGGGUGAUUGAAGCUGAGCCUGGGCACUCUAUAAAAAUUACAUUUGAAAGAUUUCAGACAGAAUUGAAUUAUGAUGUCCUGGAAGUGCACGAUGGACCAAAUCUUCUGUCACCCUUGCUUGGAUCUUACAAUGGCACACAAGUCCCCCAAUUUCUGUUUAGUAGCAGUAAUUUCAUAUACCUUCUAUUCACAACAGACAACAGCCGCUCAAAUAAUGGUUUCAAGAUUCAUUAUGAAAGUGUUUUAGUGAACACGUAUUCUUGCUUGGAUCCUGGCAUACCGGUGCACGGCCGGCGCUACGGUCAUGACUUCUCCAUUGGGUCUACUGUUUCAUUUAGCUGUGAUCCAGGAUAUCGACUGAGCCACGAAGAGCCCCUUCUGUGUGAGAAAAACCACUGGUGGAGUCAUCCACUCCCAACUUGUGAUGCAUUGUGUGGAGGAGAUGUUAGAGGCCCUAGUGGAACAAUCUUAUCGCCUGGCUACCCUGAAUUUUAUCCAAAUUCUCUGAAUUGUACAUGGACUGUUGAUGUAACCCAUGGAAAAGGUGUGCAGUUUACCUUCCACACUUUUCAUUUGGAAGAUCAUCAUGACUACUUACUGAUCACGGAGAACGGCAGUUUUACUCAACCACUGGCACGACUUACUGGUUCAGACCUUCCUUCAACAAUCAAUGCUGGUCUUUAUGGAAAUUUCAGAGCUCAAUUGCGAUUCAUUUCAGAUUUUUCAAUAUCAUAUGAAGGAUUCAACAUUACAUUUUCUGAAUAUAACCUUGAACCUUGUGAAGAUCCUGGAAUUCCUCAAUAUGGUAACAGAAUUGGGUUCAACUUUGGAGUUGGCGACACUCUGACUUUUUCAUGCUCUUCGGGUUAUCGCCUGGAAGGAACAGCAGAGAUCAUCUGUCUUGGUGGUGGCCGACGAGUGUGGAGUGCACCUCUGCCAAGGUGUGUGGCUGAAUGUGGUGCAUCUGCAACCAAUAAUGAAGGGAUUUUGCUCUCUCCAAAUUAUCCACUCAACUACGAAAACAACCAUGAAUGCAUUUAUAGCAUUCAGGUUCAAGCAGGAAAAGGAAUCAAUAUUUCAGCCAGAACAUUUCAUUUAGCACAAGGAGAUGUCCUCAAGAUUUAUGAUGGAAAAGAUAAAACAACUCAUCUGCUGGGGGCUUUUACUGGUGCAUCAAUGAGGGGACUGACACUCAGUAGUACUUCCAAUCAGCUCUGGCUGGAAUUUAAUUCCGAUGCUGAGGGGACAGAUGAAGGCUUUCAACUUGUCUACACCAGUUUUGAACUUUCACAUUGUGAAGACCCUGGCAUUCCACAAUUUGGCUACAAGAUCAGUGACCAAGGCCACUUUGCCGGCAGCACUAUCAUUUAUGGAUGCAAUCCCGGCUACACUCUCCAUGGAAGCAGCCUUCUCAAGUGCAUGACAGGGGAAAGAAGGGCGUGGGACUAUCCUCUGCCUUCCUGUAUUGCUGAAUGUGGAGGUCGUUUUAAAGGAGAAUCAUCAGGAAGAAUCUUAUCUCCCGGUUAUCCCUUUCCGUAUGAUAAUAAUUUGCGUUGCAUGUGGAUGAUUGAGGUAGAUCCAGGUAACAUUGUCAGCCUGCAGUUUCUUGCUUUUGAUACUGAAGCAUCACAUGACAUACUCCGAGUCUGGGAUGGCCCACCAGAAAAUGAGAUGCUGUUAAAGGAAAUUAGUGGCUCUCUUAUUCCUGAAGGAAUCCACAGCACCCUCAACAUCGUAACCAUCCAGUUUGACACCGAUUUUUAUAUCAGCAAAUCUGGAUUUGCAAUUCAGUUUUCAAGUUCCGUUGCCACCGCUUGCCGUGACCCAGGAGUUCCCAUGAAUGGGACCCGCAAUGGGGAUGGAAGAGAACCCGGGGACACUGUUGUUUUUCAGUGUGAUCCAGGAUAUGAGCUUCAAGGAGAGCAAAGAAUAACCUGCAUUCAGGUAGAAAAUCGAUACUUCUGGCAGCCCAGCCCACCAGUCUGUAUAGCACCCUGUGGAGGCAAUUUAACAGGAUCUUCAGGCUUUAUUCUUUCACCAAACUUCCCUCAUCCAUAUCCCCAUAGCAGGGACUGCGACUGGACUGUCACUGUCAACACGGACUAUGUGAUCUCCUUGGCAUUUAUCAGUUUUAGCAUUGAACCAAACUAUGACUUCCUCUAUAUAUAUGAUGGACCGGACAGUAAUAGCCCACUGAUUGGAAGUUUUCAAGACAGCAAAUUACCAGAGAGAAUAGAAAGCAGUUCAAAUACCAUGCAUCUGGCUUUUCGGAGUGAUGGAUCUGUUAGCUACACUGGAUUUCAUCUAGAAUACAAAGCAAAACUCCGAGAGUCCUGCUUUGAUCCUGGCAAUAUAAUGAAUGGUACCAGACUUGGAAUGGAUUAUAAAUUAGGGUCAACAGUGACCUAUUAUUGUGAUGCAGGCUACGUCCUUCAGGGUUAUUCAACACUCACCUGUAUUAUGGGAGAUGAUGGAAGACCUGGAUGGAAUAGAGCCCUACCAAGUUGUCAUGCACCCUGUGGGAGUCGUUCAACAGGUUCUGAAGGCACUGUUUUAUCACCAAACUAUCCAAAAAAUUAUAGUGUGGGACAUAAUUGUGUUUAUUCUAUAGCAGUUCCCAAAGAGUUUGUGGUGUUUGGCCAGUUUGUGUUUUUCCAGACAUCACUCCACGAUGUUGUUGAGGUGUAUGAUGGGCCAGCUCAGCAAUCUUCUCUGUUAUCUUCCCUCUCAGGAUCCCAUUCAGGAGAAUCACUUCCACUGAGUUCAGGUAAUCAGAUCACAAUUCGAUUUACUUCAGUUGGACCAAUAACAGCUAAGGGAUUUCACUUUGUUUAUCAAGCUGUUCCUAGAACAAGUUCUACACAAUGCAGUUCUGUGCCUGAACCCAGAUUCGGAAGAAGGAUUGGCAAUGAAUUUGCAGUUGGUUCCUUGGUUCUUUUUGAAUGUAACCCAGGCUAUGUUCUCCAUGGAUCCAUAGCAAUUAGAUGCGACACAGUGCCCAAUUCUUUGGCCCAGUGGAAUGAUUCCUUACCUACUUGUAUUGUGCCCUGUGGUGGAAUUUUAACUAAGCGCAAAGGGACUAUUUUGUCUCCUGGAUAUCCUGAGCCUUAUGACAACAAUCUCAAUUGCAUAUGGAAGAUCACGGUGCCAGAGGGAGCUGGCAUUCAAGUGCAAGUUGUCAGUUUUGCUACAGAACAUAAUUGGGAUUCACUGGACUUUUAUGAUGGGGGUGACAACAAUGCUCCAAGACUUGGAAGUUAUUCAGGCACAACAAUACCCCAUCUUUUGAACAGUACAUCUAACAAUCUAUAUCUAAAUUUUCAAUCAGAUAUCAGUGUUUCUGCUGCAGGAUUUCACCUGGAAUACACAGCAAUUGGUUUGGAUUCCUGUCCUGAACCACAAACUCCUAGCAGUGGAAUUAAAGUAGGAGACAGAUAUAUGGUUGGUGAUGUGGUAUCCUUUCAAUGUGACCAAGGAUAUUCACUUCAGGGUCAUUCUCAUAUAACAUGUAUGCCAGGCCCUGUAAGAAGAUGGAAUUAUCCAAUUCCAAUUUGUUUGGCUCAGUGUGGUGGUGCUAUGUCAGAUUUCAGUGGGGUGAUCCUCAGUCCUGGGUUUCCUGGAAACUACCCCAGCAGUUUAGAUUGCACAUGGACAAUAAAACUGCCCAUAGGCUUUGGAGUGCAUCUUCAGUUCGUAAAUUUUUCUACAGAAACCAUACAUGAUUAUUUGGAAGUAAGAAGUGGAUCCUCAGAAACUAGUACAGUUAUUGGCCGGCUUAGUGGUCCUCAAAUACCUUCUUCUAUAUUUAGCACAACCCAUGAAACCAGCUUGUAUUUUCACAGUGACUAUUCGCAAAACAAACAAGGAUUUCACAUUGUAUACCAAGCCUAUCAGUUACAAAGCUGUCCUGAUCCACGCCCAUUUAGAAAUGGUUUUGUCAUUGGCAAUGAUUUCACUGUGGGUCAAACCAUUUCAUUUGAAUGUUUCCCUGGAUACACUUUAAUUGGAAAUUCAGCUCUCACUUGCCUUCACGGAGUCAGUCGUAACUGGAAUCAUCCACUUCCAAGGUGUGAAGCUCUUUGUGGUGGGAAUAUAACUGCAAUGAAUGGCACCAUUUACUCACCUGGAUAUCCUGAUGAGUAUCCAAAUUUUCAAGACUGUUUUUGGCUUGUGAGAGUACCCCCAGGGAACGGAAUCUACAUCAAUUUUACAGUCCUUCAAACAGAACCAAUCUAUGAUUUCAUUAAUGUAUGGGAUGGACCAGACCAAAACUCGCCUCAGAUUGGUCAGUUCAGUGGCAAUACAGCUUUGGAAUCAGUGUAUAGCACUUCAAAUCAGAUUCUGAUCAAAUUCCACAGUGAUUUCACAACAAGUGGCUUUUUUGUGCUCAGUUAUCACGCUUAUCAACUAAGAGUCUGCCAACCUCCACCACCUGUACCAAACGCUGAAAUUUUGACAGAAGAUGAUGAAUUUGAAAUAGGUAAAAUAGUGUUAUCAAAUAAGAGCUUAUGCUUUGGCCUCACUUACGGCCUGGACAUCCAUGAAAAACUGGAAGUGCUUUGCCCUGCCAAUGAAUUACGGCUAGAUUCGACAGGAGUCAUAUUGAGCCCUGGUUAUCCUGACAGUUACCCAAAUCUUCAAAUGUGUGCAUGGAGCAUUUCAGUGGAAAAGGGAUAUAACAUCAGCAUGUUUGUAGAAUUCUUCCAGACAGAAAAGGAAUUUGAUGUUCUUCAGGUGUAUGAUGGACCGAAUAUUCAAAGUCCAGUGCUCAUAUCCCUCAGUGGAGACUAUUCAUCUGCCUUUAAUAUAACAAGCAAUGGUCAUGAAGUAUUUAUUCAAUGGUCAGCAGAUCACGGCAAUAACAAGAAAGGCUUCCGGAUAAGAUAUAUAGCUUUCUACUGUAGUACACCAGAAUCUCCCCCUCAUGGAUACAUUAUCAGUCAGACAGGUGGACAGCUUAACAGUGUGGUCCGUUGGGCCUGUGACCGAGGAUUCCGACUUGUUGGGAAAAAUAGUGCUGUGUGCAGAAAGUCUCCUUAUGGAUAUCAUGUAUGGGAUGCGCCUGUUCCUGCCUGUCAAGCAAUUUCCUGUGGGAUACCUAAAGCUCCAACAAAUGGCGGGAUCCUCACAACAGACUACUUGGUAGGAACCCGAGUUACCUAUUUUUGUAAUGAUGGAUAUAGAUUGUCAUCCAAGGAGCUCACCACUGCCAUAUGUCAGUCAGACGGAACAUGGAGCAAUCAUAACAAGACCCCUCGCUGUGUUGUUGUUACAUGUCCAAGCAUCAAUUCCUUUACCUUGGAACAUGGAAGAUGGCGAAUUGUGAAUGGUUCCCAUUAUGAAUACAAAACCAAGGUAGUUUUUAGUUGUGAUCCUGGUUAUCAUGGAUUAGGCCCUGCUUCUAUUGAGUGCCUUCCUAAUGGUACCUGGAGUUGGAGAAAUGAAAGACCAUAUUGCCAAAUUAUUUCCUGUGGGGAACUCCCUACACCAACAAACGGAAAUAAGAUUGGGACUCAAACUUCUUACGGCUCCACCGCUAUCUUCACCUGCGAUGCGGGGUUCAUGCUUGUGGGCUCUGCUGUCCGGGAAUGCCUUUCCUCAGGUCUCUGGAGUGGAUCUGAAACCCGAUGCCUAGCUGGUCACUGUGGAAUUCCAGAACUCAUUGUUAAUGGUCAAGUUAUUGGAGAAAAUUAUGGAUACCGGGAUACUGUUGUUUAUCAGUGUAAUCCUGGUUUUCGAUUGAUUGGUUCUUCAGUGCGAAUUUGUCAACAGGAUCACAAUUGGUCUGGUCAACUCCCAUCCUGUGUGCCUGUUAGCUGUGGUCAUCCCGGUAGUCCAAUUUAUGGAAGAACAAGUGGAAAUGGAUUCAACUUUAAUGAUGUGGUAACAUUCUCUUGCAAUAUUGGAUAUCUUAUGCAAGGGCCCACAAAGGCACAGUGCCAAGCCAAUAGACAGUGGAGUCACCCUCCACCUGUGUGCAAAGUGGUCAACUGUUCUGACCCUGGAAUUCCAGCCAAUUCCAAAAGAGAAAGUAAAAUAGAACAUGGCAAUUUCACCUACGGCACUGUGGUAUUCUAUGACUGCAAUCCUGGAUACUUUUUAUUUGGAUCUUCAGUUUUGAUAUGUCAACCAAAUGGACAAUGGGACAAGCCUCUACCAGAAUGUAUCAUGAUUGACUGUGGACACCCUGGCGUUCCUCCUAAUGCAGUCCUGUCUGGAGAAAAGUAUACAGUUGGGUCUACUGUUCACUAUUCCUGCGCAGGAAAGCGGACCCUUGUAGGCCAGUCAUCAAGGACUUGCCAGUUAAAUGGCCAUUGGAGUGGAUCACAACCUCAUUGCUCAGGUGAUGCUACUGGUACUUGUGGUGAUCCGGGUACUCCCGGUCAUGGUUCUAGACAGGAAAGUGAUUUCAGAACUAAAAGUACUGUGCGUUUUGCUUGUGAUAUUGGUUAUAUCCUUCAUGGCUCAGAAGAAAGAACAUGUUUAGCGAAUGGCAGUUGGACGGGAAGGCAACCAGAAUGCAAAGAUGCCACAUUAACCAUCUGCUCUUCUCAUCCAAUACUGAUAGUAAUCAGUUGUGGAGACCCAGGUAUACCAGCCAAUGGACUAAGAUAUGGAGAUGAUUAUGUGGUUGGACAAAAUGUUUCUUACAUGUGCCAGCCAGGCUAUACAAUGGAAUUGAAUGGUUCCAGAAUCAGGACUUGUACAACUAAUGGCACAUGGAGUGGAGUACUGCCAACUUGCAGAGCUGUUACCUGCCCAACUCCUCCCCAGAUCUCUAAUGGAAGGUUGGAAGGAACAAAUUUCGACUGGGGCUUUAGUAUUAGCUACAUCUGUUCUCCAGGCUAUGAACUAUCUUUUCCUGCUGUUUUGACCUGUGUAGGGAAUGGAACAUGGAGUGGGGAAGUACCACAAUGCUUACCAAAGUUUUGUGGUGACCCUGGUAUACCUGCCCAAGGAAGAAGGGAAGGGAAAAGCUUUAUCUACCAGUCUGAGGUUUCAUUCAGCUGCAAUUCUCCUUUCAUAUUGGUGGGAUCAAGCACCAAAAUAUGUCAAGCAGAUGGCACUUGGAGUGGUUCGUCUCCUCACUGCAUAGAACCCACCCGUACUUCAUGUGAUAACCCAGGAGUGCCACGGCAUGGGUCUCAGAACAAUACAUUUGGAUUUCAAGUCGGAAGUGUUGUACAGUUUCAUUGUAAAAAAGGACAUCUUCUCCAAGGCUCUACAACACGCACUUGUCUUCCUGACCUCUCAUGGAGUGGAAUUCAGCCUGAAUGCAUACCCCAUAGCUGUAAACAGCCAGAAACACCUUCUCAUGCAAAUGUAGUAGGAAUGGACCUUCCAUCUCAUGGGUAUACACUAAUUUACACCUGCCAGCAUGGCUUCUUCUUAGCAGGUGGAACAGAACAUAGAGUGUGUAGAUCUGAUAAUACUUGGUCUGGAAAAGUUCCCAUUUGUGAAGCUGGUUCUAAAAUAUUGGUGAAAGAUCCCAGACCUGCAUUAGGAACACCCAGCCCAAAGCUAAGUGUUCCUGAUGAUGUGUUUGCCCAAAAUUACAUAUGGAAAGGCUCUUACAAUUUCAAAGGAAGGAAACAACCCAUGACCUUGACAGUUACUAGUUUCAAUGCUUCCACUGGGAUUGUUAAUGCAACACUCAGCAACAGCAACAUGGAACUGCUUCUUUCAGGGGUAUACAAAAGCCAGGAAGCUCGCCUAAUGCUCCACAUCUAUCUUGUUAAAGUACCAGGUCAUGCUUCUGUCAAGAAAAUGAAGGAGGAAAAUUGGGCCAUGGAUGGCUUUGUUUCUGCUGAACCUGAUGGAGCUACUUACGUAUUUCAAGGAUUUAUUCAGGGCAAGGAUUACGGGCAAUUUGGAUUACAAAGACUAGGACUGAAUAUGUCAGAAGGUUCGAAUUCUUCGAAUCAACCUCAUGGUACAAAUAGUAGUUCUGUGGCUAUUGCUAUUCUUGUGCCUUUUUUUGCACUUAUAUUUGCAGGAUUUGGAUUUUAUCUGUACAAACAAAGGACUGCACCUAAAACACAGUAUACAGGGUGUUCAGUGCAUGAAAAUAACAAUGGCCAAGCAGCAUUUGAAAAUCCCAUGUAUGACACCAGUGCGAAGUCAGUGGAAGGAAAGGCAGUACGAUUCGAUCCCAACUUAAACACGGUCUGCACAAUGGUAUAA